Molecule: messenger RNA, 1643 nt
Organism: Mya arenaria
Lineage: Eukaryota; Metazoa; Mollusca; Bivalvia; Myida; Myidae
Exons: 1
Coding region: 12-1643 (543 amino acids)
Source: RefSeq, a predicted model, not a curated record
CUUUGGAACUUAUGAGAAAAGAGUUUUCCGUCUGUCCAUUCUCGGGUGGAUACAAUAUGAAGAUUAAAGAUAAAGGAGGUAUUGAUCACGCCUGCAAUUUCAUCGACCUCCCGAUGCGCUUCGAGAGCGAGUGUUUGAGAGGGGAAGGAAUGACGUUUGACUUACGGACAGAGCAUUGCAUAGGUGCUCUACCAAUGCGUAAGACACAGAACGUAAUGUGUGUGAGUCACUGGCGAGAAGAUGGAGACGUGGUCACAGUUUUACGCGACACUGACACAGACACCGUCUGGUGUCUUCGUAUCCCCGCGAGGAAUUCAUUUACGGGAAAAACAAUUAUGCUUCUCUUCACUGAUGUUGCCUGCAAAGUGGCUGCCGAUGUCAAUUACUUUACUCUAGAAUUACAGAUGGUACCGCAAAAUACACUCUGUACAGACGAGCACGCAAAUUGCAACAUACUUCCAUGCACAUCCCAUUUCGAGUCUCAGUGCUUGCGAACAUGCUCAAUGUGUGACCCUAACACGUAUCCGACAGCGUGUGAUUUCCCAAAAAGGUUUAGAGGGAAAUGGUUUCUUAACGAUAAUUUUGGUGUUUCUGAUGUAAAUAUAACGACGUCUAAGAUGCGUGUUGAAAGAAUUGGAAAUUUUAAUUGUAUAUCUUUCCAUGAUUCACCACCUCGGAAAUCUAAGCAAUUCACAACGUUGUCAUUCUUCAGCAACGGAUGCAGGCCUCGAUAUACCUGCAUCAGGUUCAAAACCCUGAACUCCAACGUGCUAGGUCUUGGUAUAAGUCAAAGUCGUGUGUGGCCUCUCCCAAAUGGACAUAGACAAGUUGGUGCGUCGGUGUGCGAGCUUAGUAAUUUUAAAGAGGACCAUGCACCGAUAAGGGACACAUUUAGAACGAACUCAGAUAUAUUCAAGCCCAUUGUCUCGUUGGUGAAUAACAUUAAUUCAAUGCAGUGUCCAUUUCACAAUAGUUUUGUGUUUAACGCAACUUUAAAUAAUGGGACAGUUUGCAAUGGAGCAUUUUUUAAACGUUGCAACGAGUCGUCUCAUUUACUGUUUAUCUUUCACAAAUGCCCAUACGAAUAUUUGUCAGUGGAAUAUGUGUGUCUUGGUAGCAUUCAAAGCAAAUACUGGGAAACAAUAACAUUAAUACAAAACCAAAAUGACGUUAAAGACACGCGUUGCAUCGUUACGUCUGAAAUCGAACCAGGACAUAUUCUUGUUCUACCAGCAGGGGAAUGUGAUCAAUUUUCAUGGGCGCACGUCAAUGCAGGAAUACGCAAGCCUUCACUGGAUUUAGUAGUGACCCCUGAAAACAAAAACUGUCGGUUUCCGGAGGAGACUCCGGUUGUAUUUGGACGAAGUACAACAAUGUCUACAGUACCGAAACCUCAACAUGACGCAUGGAAAGGGAUACAUGCCGAAGUUAAACUCUCGAAAUAUCUAGAAAAUCAAACACAUAAGCACCGACACCAAAAUACUAUGCUUUCUUCAACAGAAGCGUAUGAUGAUCGCAGAAUUGAACUUUCAACUGAAAAUGUGCUUAGUUCUGUGUUUUCGCAAUCAAGUUCACAACAGAUCGUGAAUUACUUUAAUAUGCUGUAUUAUGUAUCUACUUUGUACUAUAUGGCCAUGCUUUAA